Messenger RNA from Klebsormidium nitens, 1911 nucleotides. Lineage: Eukaryota; Viridiplantae; Streptophyta; Klebsormidiophyceae; Klebsormidiales; Klebsormidiaceae. The record is from the annotation of a GenBank genome assembly.
AUGGCGGCCGCCUCGUUUCUUCUGGCGCUUCUCAGCAUUGCCUUCCUGGCCCGCUCCAGCGCCGCCCUCUGCAUCCCUAGUGAGCCCUAUGUCGAUUGCAAUUUCCACUCCCUGUCUUCCCCCCAAUGGGCUGAGCUUUCUGGCGACUCGGCAGCUCUUACCGCAGCCUGGAAGGCUGCCGUUGCCCAGGCCCCCGAGUUCCCCACAGGACGGUUCGCGGGACGGGGACUGGUGAUCACGGCAACCAAGCUGGAUCUUGUGAAUGUGCCAGUCCUGUUGAGAGCGCUCCAAACAGAGGGGUUCACCCUUCCUGUGGAGAUCUGGUACUCUGGUGAGGUCAGCUCUGACAUCAUGGGCUCCCUGUUGGCCAGCUACGACAAGCUUGCGAUCAAGAACGUGGCCAACUAUGCCUCUGACGCCGACCUGCAAAGCACAGUCACCAGCCAAGGAGAGCAUGUGUUCCAAGCGAAGCCUCUCGCCAUCCUUUAUUCGGCCUUCGAGGAAGUCCUCUUCCUGGACGCCGACAACAUCCCCAUGGCCGACCCCACUGCCCUUUUCCGUUCCUCUCAGUACCAGACCACCGGCGCCCUGUUCUGGCCGGACUUCUGGCGGACCGCCACCGAAAAUCCAAUCUGGUCCAUCCUGGGAGCUUCCCCCCAGGGCCAGGAGCAGGAGUCGGGGCAGAUCCUCGUUGACAAACGGCGCGCCUGGGGGGCUCUCAACCUGGCAUUCUUCUUCGCCAAGGACAGCACCUUCCAGAAGAUGAUUAACGGCGACAAGGAGGCGUUCCGCCUGGCGUUCCUGGCGACUGGAACGCCGUUUGCCAUGGUCGAGACGCCGGUAGCGGCCGCGGGCGUGGAAACGGACUCUGGCGAAUUCUGCGGGCACACCAUGGUGCAACACGACCCCGCCGGCGUGCCGUUGUUCCUGCACCACAACUCGCUCAAGCACGGAGCGGCUGUCACGUGGCAGCUCAUGAAGGCGGUGCCAGCUGGCAAGGGAUUCUCUGUUGUCCCUCUUCCCCCCGCCACCAUGAACGGCGAGCCCGUCUCCUGCCUGGACCUGGAGGGUGCUGACGUUAUCGUCACCCCCGAGCCGUUCUCCGCCUUCGAGGAGUCGUUCGCACAGCUCCAGGCUGCCGCAGACCCCGCCCUCAAGCGCGUCUCACAGAACGAGUUUACCGCCGUCAGUCUGGCCACCGCGAGGAAGCUACUCCAGGGCAACGGCUCCGCAACAGUUCCGCCAAGCGCUCCUGGAGUGUGCCCAAGCGACGUCAACGCUAACUACUGCUACUCAAGCGGGGGCACCAUCCUGACGUGCUGCCUGACAGCAUGCUCCGGCGUCUACGCCAGCCUCGACCCGGCGGUUGAUGCCGUCCAGUUCUGUGUCGCGUUUGGCGGAGGCGUUGAUAAUGGGGGCACCCCCGAGGCGCUUGCGAGGCCGGUUUCUUUAACCAACCGUGCUUCCCUGCGGGUGGCACCGGCCCCGCCAUAUGCUGCCCCAGCGCCUUCUACCAGUGCGGUGGGACCGACGGCCCCACGCCCUUCUGCCAACCGGUCUAGGCCGCCGGCCGGUCUAGGACGAGUCGGCACUUGCUCGUCGUCUUGCCUCAUCCUCUCUACCAGAAACCGACCCCCCGUAGUCGUUAGAGCCGAGUCCCCGAAUUACUCGGGUCUUCCUCUACCAGCUACACCAGUCACAAGCUGCCCCAAUCUCCCCCCUCAAUUGUCCGGUCUCUUUCCCCCAUCAUUACCUUUCCCUGAACUGUCCAGCCCCCCUCGGCCCCCUACACUUGCCACAUCCUUCCAUGCCUACUUCGGUUCGGCAACAGCCCUCCUCUACUUUACAGCCACACUCGAGCCCCUUGAAUAUCUGGAUACCCUACCUACAUCUGGGUACCCCUGCGUCUAG